This is a messenger RNA of Camponotus floridanus (Florida carpenter ant), 3551 nucleotides long. Its product is annotated as ATP-binding cassette sub-family G member 8. The record is from RefSeq and is a predicted model, not a curated record. Gene Ontology annotation, cellular component: plasma membrane. Lineage: Eukaryota; Metazoa; Arthropoda; Insecta; Hymenoptera; Formicidae. Gene Ontology annotation, molecular function: ABC-type transporter activity; ATP binding; ATP hydrolysis activity. The transcript has 8 exons. The coding region runs from base 388 to 2874 and encodes 828 amino acids.
GGAAACUCGUGGGGGCCUCGGCGGGCCCGUCCGUCAGCGUUCGGACAGGACUCUGGCGAGUCGCGCGAUACCUGGCGCUUCGCGUUCGCCAAGCGCUGCAGGAGGAUUUUUCCCGGACAGGGAAUAAUCGACGACGACGACGGCAGCGGAAAAAAUCGCGGGUGACGACGGAAGAGGGAAGAGGAAAGGAGAUCGUUUCCUCGCGCGCGACGAGUGCGUCCUGUUGCGAGGAGUGCGAGUCUCUUCUCGGGCGCGAGGAUCGAAGACCGGCAUGGACAGGAGGCAGCAGCGUCGUCAUCAGCGUCGUGACUCGACCAGCUUCCAAGGUUGAAGGCCCAGCGCGAAUACACAGCCGAUUAAUUCACGGGGAUUUAUCCGGUCGUCUCUAUGAUCUCUGCGCAGUCACCGGAAAAUAUGGGCUCGGAAGCCUGGGAGCUGGAAAGAAGAUACUCGGUGCCAGGAGCUCUGGACACCAGGGGACUGGAGCCGCCGGCCAGCGAGGAUUUGCACGCAUGGUCGAUUUACAGGCAAAAUCUGAACUCGGAUUUCACGGACUCCGCGCUCGGGUCGGCCGAGAAGUCGCCGCUGCCUUACGGGAAUUUCCAACUUCGCGACUCCACGGUGCAGAGCAUUCUGCGACAUCCGCGAUACGGGCCCAAGAGCCCGCUUGCCAACAAUUCCUACACUUACUUGAAAUUCGGCCUGCCGCGCGUCCUGCCACCCACCUCGCGGAAUCGCGACGGCUCCAGCGGCUACGAUUCCAGCGAGGAAGGGCGACGCGUGUCGCACGCAGGUGUUCCAGUGCAUUCGGCGUCAGUUAUGCGCUCAGCCAGAAGUGAUCCGGACUUUAGGCACGUUCAUGCGGUCCCGAGGGAGCAAACGCACUCUCAAUUAACUGUCGCGAGGGAUCAUCCGAGACUGAGGAGCGCCAGCGAGGCCAAUCUUUUGCAGAGCGCGGUCAGGACCAAUCGGCGGCACAGCAUCGCGCCGAUCGAUCCUGGAUACAUAACUCAUGGGCACCCAGGUAUCCUGGGACCGGAGAGUUACACGCUGCCAUUGAGACCCGUGCCGUGUCUGCAGCAUCCUCACCUGCAGCUGCGGGGCGUGGAGGCUUCAGGCUCGGACAGGCUGCCGCUUCUUCGAGGAAUCACCCUCGAGGCUGGUGCCGCCGAGGUGCUGGCCAUCAUGGCCACUACCGAGAAGGAAGGCACGCAGAUCGUCGAGACAAUCGCGGGCAGGAGGCGUAUAAAGAGGGGCGAUAUUCUGCUCAAUGGAAGAUCGGUAUCAGCGCGUACUCUCAGAUCCCGCGUCGCUUACCUGCCAUCAGAGAGCGGUUUGAGUCCCGGGCUGACGGCUCAGCAGACUCUCAGUUUCUACAUGUUGCUGAGAGGCGGUCGCAACACCACCGCGCUCGAAGCCGAGGCUGUCCUGCAGGAGCUCGGCUUGGAGGCGACCAAGCACUGUCUGGUGAAUACCCUGACGACCUCCGAGGCCCGACGACUGGCCUUAGCCUGUCGGCUGCUGCAAGAUUCGCACGUCCUCGCCCUGGACAGGCCUACGCACGGCCUGGACAUCUUCGACGCCUUCUUCCUGGUCGAGUACCUGAGGCAGUGGGCCAGCCGCGGUCAACGGCUCGUCGUCCUGACCCUGCAUCCGCCCACGUACGAGAUCCUGACGAUGGUGUCGAGGGUCGCGCUCACCUCCGGCGGCCGGAUCAUGUAUUCCGGGCUCAGGAGAGACAUGCUGCCAUAUUUCGCGCUCGCCGAGUUCCCCUGUCCUCCCUUCAAGAAUCCGUCCGAUUACUAUCUCGAUUUAGUGACGCUGGAUGACUUAUCGGCGGAAGCGAUGCUGGAGUCUUCGCAGAGGAUAGAUCAUCUCGCAGAAUUGGCCAGGACGAGGCUGCCUCCGCUCAGCGAUCCUGGUCCACCAGGAGCGCUUCCACCCUCGAGAUCUGGUCCCAACAUAUUCCUGCAGAUUUAUGCGCUAUUGUUGCGAACGCUUAUUUACAGUCAACCGUGGACGUUGACGCGGCUACUGCGAAAAAUCAUAAUCUCCGCGUCGCUCAGUAUUUUACUCGGUGCAAUAUUUUGGGACGUUGCUAACGAGUCGAACCUAUAUCUGAGAGAUAGAAUAGGUUUUCAUUACGCUAUUUUGGGCAUCUUCUUCUGGCCCCUAAGCCUCCUGGCGAUGUGCGAUGUAGCCAACAGCAGGCCGAACGUAGAGAGGGACAUCAGGGAUGGAUUGUACGGCAGAUUUAUCUACAUCCUCAUAGAACUCGUCUGCAACGUAUCAUCCUGGUGCGUAAUUUACCUGAUAUACCUGGCGCCGGCGUUCGCCAUGUCGGGGCUGCACCUGGUGCCGGACGAGAACCUGACGUCGCUCUGGAACUACCUCGCCGUCGGUCUGCUGUACCUGAUGCUGCAGCAUCUCGUCUGCAUCUUCUUCGCGCACGUGUGCAAGUCUACGUAUCUGGCAGCGCUGCUCGCUGGCGUGGUGGUGGGCGAGAUGAGCCUGGCCGGGGGUGUCACCCUGCAUCUGAACAACCUGCCAUCGUGGUAUUCGCGGAUCAGCAUGAUGCAGUGGUCGUUGUCGCUGCUGCUGUCGCGUCUGCACACAAGCGAGAGCAUGAGCAAGCUGACCAACUGCAGACCCAAGCAGAUCCAGCGGCAGGACAUCAUCAUCCAGGCGGCGUGCGAGCCUCCCGAUGGAGCUCUAGCCCUCCACGAGGUUGCUCUUGACUCGCGGAACGUGCGCGGCGAGGGCUUGUGGCUGGGCACCGGCGUGGCUGUCACGGCUGUUCUCAUCGUUCUGGGUUUCCUGUGCGUCAAAUACGCGACGCCGAAGAGGCCCAGAAGCGCCCCGAACAAACCCUGAUUCCAAAAUUACGCGAGAGGAAUCUCAUAAAGUAUCGGAGAGGAAUCUCAUAAAGAGAUGGGACUAGAUAAUUCACGAGUUGCGAAGAUGAUUUAAGCAGACUUUCACUCUUUAUUUCGUAAAGCUGUUCUCGUGUGGAAGUCAGUCUUUUCUAGAAUCUCUCUUAAAGAUUGAAGAUCACGUAUCAGAGAUACAAGCGCGAUGAUUUCCUUGGAUUACGACAACGAGAACGUCUUAAAUUCGAUGCUUGCUCUCUGAGAUAGCGUUUUAUUAAUUCAGUGUGCCAAAUGGCUAAAUAAUAUUUCUGUGGAAACUGAUAUUUUUUUAAAUAUUUCUUUUCUUGAAUAUUAUUUUCGGUACUUGUAGUUAAUUUAUUUCGUUUGUGAAAAAUUUGUAUUUUUUCGAAGCGUAUUCCUGAACAAUUUUUUUUCAUAAUGGAAUAUUUAAAGUCUCUCGAUGAAUACCGUUAUCUGGGUUUCCCGUUCAUUAAACUUUAAUGACAUAAAUUUUAAAUUAAUAAAUAGUGCUUUUCUCUCUUUCUCUUCCUCGAUAUAAUCUACAUACUUUGUAAAGUUUCUUCAAUGUCUACUCCGUUGCGAUUCUUUAAAGAAAUAAGCUUUAGGGACUCGCAGAGUAGACUCGCGGGCGUAUAUGAAGUACAAAAUAUAACGAGACAU